Messenger RNA from Panthera uncia (snow leopard), 1422 nucleotides. RefSeq names its product caveolae associated protein 1 (gene CAVIN1). Gene Ontology annotation, biological process: transcription initiation at RNA polymerase I promoter; termination of RNA polymerase I transcription. The coding region runs from base 171 to 1343 and encodes 390 amino acids. The record is from RefSeq and is a predicted model, not a curated record. Gene Ontology annotation, cellular component: cytoplasm; caveola. The transcript has 2 exons. NCBI's taxonomy places the organism in Eukaryota, Metazoa, Chordata, Mammalia, Carnivora, Felidae. Gene Ontology annotation, molecular function: rRNA primary transcript binding.
GAUUCCCCGCCCCACAGUUCUGGCCACCGUCCCGGUGCGCACGGACGUGGCUCGAGUUUCCUCGGCUCUCCGCUCUUUCUCGCUUUUCCCCCUCCCGCUCUUCUUCCUCUCCUGGGCUCGGGCUCCAGCUCCAGCUCCACCCGGCCGGCCCCGCACGGCUCCGGGUAGUCAUGGAGGACACCCAGCUCCAUAUCAUCGAGCAGCCGCUUCCCGGGUACCCCGAAGUCGGGGACCCGGGGUCCUCCCCUACGGGGGCGCCAGCGGCGGAGGAGCCGUCAGGGGCCGGCUCCGAGGAGCUGAUCAAGUCAGACCAGGUGAACGGCGUGCUGGUGCUGAGCCUUCUGGACAAAAUCAUUGGCGCCGUCGACCAGAUCCAGCUGACCCAAGCCCAGCUGGAGGAACGGCAGGCGGAGAUGGAGGGCGCCGUGCAGAGCAUCCAGGGCGAGUUGAGCAAGCUGGGCAAGGCACACGCCACCACCAGCAACACCGUGAGCAAGUUGCUGGAGAAGGUGCGCAAGGUCAGCGUCAACGUGAAGACCGUGCGCGGCAGCCUGGAGCGCCAGGCAGGCCAGAUCAAGAAGCUGGAGGUCAACGAGGCGGAGCUGCUUCGGCGCCGCAACUUUAAAGUCAUGAUCUACCAGGAUGAAGUGAAACUGCCGGCCAAGGUGAGCAUCAGCAAGUCGCUGAAAGAAGCGGAGGCGCUGCCCGAGAAGGAGGGCGACGAGCUGGGCGAAGGCGAGCGGCCCGAGGAGGACGCGGCGGCGCUCGAGCUGUCCUCCGACGAGGCGGUGGAGGUGGAGGAGGUCAUCGAGGAGUCGCGCGCCGAGCGCAUCAAGCGCAGCGGCCUGCGGCGCGUGGACGACUUCAAGAAGGCCUUCUCCAAGGAGAAGAUGGAGAAGACCAAGGUGCGCACCCGCGAAAACCUGGAGAAGACCCGCCUCAAGACCAAAGAGAACCUGGAGAAGACGCGGCACACGCUGGAGAAGCGCAUGAACAAGCUGGGCACGCGCCUCGUCCCCGCCGAGCGACGCGAGAAGCUCAAGACCUCGCGAGACAAGCUGCGCAAGUCCUUCACGCCCGACCACGUGGUCUACGCGCGCUCCAAGACGGCGGUGUACAAGGUGCCGCCCUUCACCUUCCACGUCAAGAAGAUCCGCGAGGGCGAGGUGGAGGUGCUGAAGGCCACUGAGAUGGUGGAGGUGGGUGCUGAUGACGACGAGGGAGGAGCGGAGCGCGGCGAGGCGGCCGACCUGCUGCGCGGGAGCAGCCCCGACGUGCACACGCUGCUGGAGAUCACCGAGGAGUCGGACGCCGUGCUGGUGGACAAGAGCGACAGCGACUGAGCGGACGCGGGGCUCUGCCCAGGAGGCCGCGCCACCCCGCCCCGCCUCUCCCUGCCCCCCCCCCCCGCCUUCCCCCCCC